This is a messenger RNA of Schizosaccharomyces cryophilus OY26, 1662 nucleotides long. Its product is annotated as RNA export factor Rae1. Lineage: Eukaryota; Fungi; Ascomycota; Schizosaccharomycetes; Schizosaccharomycetales; Schizosaccharomycetaceae. Gene Ontology annotation, molecular function: RNA binding; ubiquitin binding. The transcript has 3 exons. Gene Ontology annotation, biological process: RNA export from nucleus; transcription-dependent tethering of RNA polymerase II gene DNA at nuclear periphery. Bases 34 to 1089 code for a protein of 351 amino acids. The record is from RefSeq and is a predicted model, not a curated record. Gene Ontology annotation, cellular component: nuclear pore.
CGAAGACACCCUGCCAACCGCCAAAAUCAUAAAAUGUCGCUUUUUGGUCAAGCUACUGCAACAACAGUUUCCUCUGCAACAGGAGAUCUAAAAUCAGAUGUAGAGGUUCCACAACCCCCAGAAGACUCUAUAUCAGACUUGGCGUUCUCACCUCAGGCUGACUAUUUGGCUGCUUCUUCCUGGGACAAUAAAGUCCGCAUUUAUGAAGUCCAAUCGACUGGACAAUCUGUUGGAAAAGCCUUAUAUGAUCAUCAAGGUCCCGUUUUGAGCGUUCAUUGGUCUCGUGAUGGAACAAAGCUGGCUUCUGGUAGCACCGAUAAGUCAGCAAAGGUUUUCGAUAUCCAAACUGGCCAGCAUCAACAGGUCGCUGCUCAUGACGAUGCAAUUCGAUGUGUCCGCUUCGUCGAGAGCGUCGGCAGUCCCCCCAUUUUGGCCACAGGUUCCUGGGAUAAAACUUUAAAGUAUUGGGAUCUUCGUCAACCAGCUCCUAUUGCUACAGUUAGCCUUCCUGAGCGUGUCUAUACUAUGGAUUCUGUCCAUCCUUUGCUUGUCAUUGGUACCGCUGAGCGUAAUGUAUGCGUCGUAAAUCUUUCUGAACCCACAAAAAUAUUUAAAGUUGCAAUGAGUCCCUUAAAAUUUCAAACUCGAAGUAUUGCAUGCUUCGCCAAAGGUGAUGGUUAUGCUAUUGGUAGUGUCGAAGGAAGAUGUGCCAUUCAAAAUUUGGACGAGAAAUUUCAGAAAGAUAACUUUAGUUUCCGAUGCCAUCGUACUCAAGGAACAGGAACAUCUGAUGUUUACAGUGUUAACUCUAUAGCUUUCCAUCCCCAAUACGGAACAUUUUCCACUGCUGGAUCAGAUGGUACUUUUAGCUAUUGGGAUAAAGACAGUCAUCAACGCUUAAAGAGCUAUCCUAAUGUUGGUGGUCCAAUUGCUUGCACUACUUUCAACCGUACUGGUGAUAUCUUUGCUUAUGCCGUCAGCUAUGACUGGAGCAAGGGUCAUUCAUUCAAUACCCCUCAACAUCCUAACAAGAUAAUGUUACAUCCUGUCCCUCCUGAAGAAAUGAAGCCCCGCCCUAAAAGGAGGUAAUUUUAACGGUUUCUAUUAGUUAUAUAUACAUCACGUAAAUUAAAAUUCUGAUUUCAAAACUCGGCUUUUAUUCUUGACUGACCUCUUAAGGAUGCAGUAAGUCAUUUCUGACUUUUGGACUUGGAGGCCAUAAAAGAAAACAAAAAAAAAAUUCUCUUCGACUUUUUGUAUACGUACUCUUAAUGGUUUCUAAGGGACAGGUCCAGUAGCGGUAAUCUAGACACAAUACUUACUUAGUAAUGCGUCUAUGUAAAAGCUGCACAGUUAUCUAAACAAUUUUUGGCUUUGUAAUGUCAUCCUUGACGGUUUACAAAUACUUAUUCAUGUUCACUACAUUUGGAGUCAUACAAUUUAUGAAGAGGCUUCUUGAUUUAAUUUUACGACGAGGAUAUAGUUUAAAAUAGAUAGCAAUUAGUGAGUCAUAAUUAAAUGGUUAUUAGCAAGGAUAAUAAAUCUUAAAUAACAACUUGUCACGGUUUAGACUCUGUGUCCGUUGAGUUGGAUGAAACAUCAAUGACAGGAUCUGUAUUUUUAGACCGGAAAACUUCCGAACGUUGAGAGGCUUUUUCAAAC